Molecule: messenger RNA, 1640 nt
Organism: Pelobates fuscus (common spadefoot toad)
Lineage: Eukaryota; Metazoa; Chordata; Amphibia; Anura; Pelobatidae
Gene: POLDIP2
Product: DNA polymerase delta interacting protein 2
Exons: 11
Coding region: 11-1339 (442 amino acids)
Biological process (GO): error-free translesion synthesis
Cellular component (GO): mitochondrial nucleoid; nucleus
Molecular function (GO): DNA binding
Source: RefSeq, a predicted model, not a curated record
CUCCCCGGCCAUGGUUACUUCCGCAAUAGGACAGCACGCACAGGAUUCUGGGUUAGAAGGUCAGAGCACUGGGACGCGCACUGCAUCCUGGGAAGAAGGUCGGAACCGUAGAGGGCGCGCAGAGCAUCCUGGGAAGAAGGUCAGCGCACAAGCUCUAAGGAGAGCGCGUAAAGCGCGUCUCGUCAGAAUCAGGCGCCUGACGCCUGACGCCUGCCAUCUGCCGUACGACCUCCGCAGCACCAUGGCGGCGUGUGCUGCGCGGCGUUGCCUAUCGGUGCUGAGCCGCUACCGGCGUGCUGCGGUACCGGCCGGUCUGGGCGCUCAGUUCCGACCCGCUGCGAUACGAGCGGUGUGUGGGUGUCGCUUCCAGCAGGACCGGGCGCUGUCAUCCCGAAACCGAGCCGAAGGAAAGGUCCUGGAGACAGUGGGAGUAUUUGAGGAGCCAAAACAACAAGGAAAAUAUGAAACGGGUCAACUAUUUCUUCACAGUAUCUUUGGAUACAGAGGAAUCGUCCUUUUUCCUUGGCAGGCAAGACUUUAUGAUAGAGAUGUUGCUUCCUCUGUUUCAGAUAAGGCUGAAACUUCAUCCGCUCACGGAUCCAAAGAAGUCAAAGGCAAAACCCACACAUAUUACCAAGUACUGAUUGACGCACGGGAUUGCCCUCAUAUAUCUCAGAGGUCACAGACUGAGGCAGUGACGUUCCUUGCAAAUCAUGAUGACAGUCGAGCACUUUAUGCAAUACCUGGUUUGGACUAUGUUAGCCAUGAGGAUAUCCUUCCGUACAACUCCGCUGACCAGAUACCCAUACAACAUGAACUGUUUGAGAGGUUCUUGAGUUUUGACCAGACCAAAGUUCCACCCUUUGUCGCAAGAGAGACCCUGCGUGCCUGGCAGGAGAAGAACCAUCCAUGGCUGGAGCUGUCUGAUGUGCACAGGGAGACAACAGAGAACAUUAGAAUCACAGUCAUCCCCUUCUACAUGGGAAUGAGGGAAGCUCAGAACUCACAUGUGUACUGGUGGCGGUACUGUAUUCGACUGGAGAACCUGGGGAUUGAAGUGGUACAGCUCAGAGAACGACAUUGGCGAAUCUUUAGCCUAUCCGGUACCUUGGAAACUGUGAGAGGACGUGGUGUUGUAGGCAGGGAACCAGUGCUCUCUAAGGAACAGCCAGCUUUUCAGUACAGUAGCCAUGUGUCCUUGCAGGCAUCCAGUGGACAUAUGUGGGGUACAUUUCGCUUUGAACGACCUGAUGGCUCACAUUUUGAUGUCAGAAUCCCUCCGUUUUCUCUGGAAAGCAACAAAGAUGAAAAGACGCCCCCAUCUGGUCUUCACUGGUAGUGUCACUCUGAACAAAACGCUGGUUGGACAACACUUUGUAAAACUAGACCUGAAAGGACUAGACCACCUUAUCCCUAAUAUUGUGUAAAUGAGCUGUGAUAUUUUGCUUCCCCAGAAGCUUGUACCUUGUUCAUGAGUGGGUGGGAUUAUACCACUCAUCAAAUUGAAGCUGCUGCAUUAGAAGAUAUUGCCCCACUGCUGAGCCUUCUUCACAAUCUUACAACUUCCCAGAAUUUUCAAGGAGCUUGUGGGGAAUGAGUUUUUUUUUUUUGUUUGUUUUUUUUUGUUUUUCUUCUACACA